UUCUAAACAUGAAAUGUAUAUGAAAUUUCAUUGUCUUUUCUUAAGUUGUUCAUUUGCGGGAAAACUCAAAUGUAUCCUUUAUGGUAACGGAUUAUAUAAAUUAAUAUUUAUAAAAAUUUGUACACCACUUUUUUUUACAAAAUAUGUUGAGAAUCGUUAAAUGUGGUGUUUUCAUAUCUCAUAGUUGGAAUAUUAACGUUUGUCAUAAUGCAAAGUCUAUAAGAACAUUUAGCCAAAAAUUUGUAAAAACUGAGUAUUCAAGGAGAAUAUUUUCUGGCAUUCAACCUACUGGUAAUAUUCAUUUAGGAAAUUAUCUAGGUGCAAUACAGAAGUGGGUAGAGUUACAAAAUUCAGAAAAAAUAGUUAUAUGGAGUAUUGCAGAUAUGCAUUCUAUUACAUUACCCUAUAACCCUGUCACAUUGAAAGAUAAUAUUUUUAAAGUAACAGCCACAUUACUGGCAUGUGGAAUAGAUCCACAGAAAAGCAUAUUAUUUCAACAAUCAGAUGUUUCUAUGCAUUCAGAAUUAUGUUGGAUACUUGGUUGUAUUACUACCAUGGCUAGGCUUGGACAUUUGCCGCAAUUCAAAGAAAAAAGUCAAACCUUGAAGACUAUUCCUUUAGGAUUAUAUAUUUAUCCUGUUUUACAAGCAGCGGAUAUAUUGCUUUAUAGAGCUACAGAUGUACCAGUUGGCCAAGAUCAAGCACAACAUAUACAAUUAGCACAGGAUUUAGCAGACUCUUUUAAUAAAAGGUAUGGAAAUACUUUUCCAAUACCACGGAGCCUUAUUUGUGAUGAUCCAAGUCAAAGAAUAAAAUCACUAAGAGAUCCUUUAAAAAAAAUGUCCAAAUCGGAUAAAGAUCUCAAAAGUAGGUUGGAUUUAACAGAUAAACCAGAUGUGCUGUUAGAAAAAGUUAAAAAGGCCAUAACCGACUUCACAUCUGAAGUAAAUUAUGAACCUGAAACACGACCAGGUGUUUCCAAUUUAAUUGCUAUUCAUUCUUUGCUUACUGGAAAAUCACCCGAAGAGAUUUGUAAAGAUGCACAAGGUUUGGAUACUGGAAAAUAUAAAUUGGUAUUAGCAGAUGUGAUAAUAGAGAAGCUAAAACCAAUUCAGGAAGAGAUAUUUAGAUUAUUAAACGAACAAUUGUAUUUGAAUGAAGUUUUAAAGAUAGGUUCACAAAAAGCAAUAGAACUUGCAUUUGAUUGUUAUUCCGAUGUAAAGAAUAAAAUAGGGUUUGAAAGGGAUGAAGGAAAAGGAAAAGAAAAGACAAAAUAUACUAUUGUACAUUGAUUACGUAUAAUUAAAGCUGGUAAAUCUUGAAAAGGAUAUAUUUGUUUCACAACUGGUAUUAUCUAUAAAAUAUACUUUUAACAUGAAUAUUUAUUUGUAUAUCAUGUUUAACUAUAGAAUGAAAAUGAUCUAAUAGAAAUGUACCUGUCCACAUUCAACAAAAUCAUGAAGCAUACUCAUGCCUGUUUCUGAUGGUACAAAAAAGCCCCAUUUUACAGAACCUUUGUUAUUAGACUUUGGAAUAUUAUAUUUAAAUAUGUCACCAAGAUUUUUAAAAGUUCCAGCAAUUAAUCCCAACUGAUCAAUAUUUUUUAAUAAUGGAGAAUUGAGUGUUAUAUAAGUAUAAUAUGGGUAACCCUUUGAAUUUAUUAAGUCUGGUCCUUGAUUGGAGCAAUCCAAAAUUAUAUCAUAUCUGCAAGUAAAAUUUAUUUAUAUAAUUGAUGAUAGCUAUUGAUAAAAUGUUGAGAAGUGAAAUAUUACAAAUUAAAUGAUAUUAAAUUACAUACG
This is a messenger RNA of Vespa velutina, 1799 nucleotides long. It is a transcript of the gene TrpRS-m, whose product is annotated as tryptophan--tRNA ligase, mitochondrial. Gene Ontology annotation, molecular function: ATP binding; tryptophan-tRNA ligase activity. Bases 144 to 1292 code for a protein of 382 amino acids. Lineage: Eukaryota; Metazoa; Arthropoda; Insecta; Hymenoptera; Vespidae. Gene Ontology annotation, biological process: mitochondrial tryptophanyl-tRNA aminoacylation. The transcript has 7 exons. Gene Ontology annotation, cellular component: mitochondrion; mitochondrial matrix. The record is from RefSeq and is a predicted model, not a curated record.